AGCGCUUAAUAAGCAGAGCUAACGCGCCGCGACCUCAGAUAAACACAAAGUUCAUUUUAUUUAAGCGAUAGAUUCUUUUACUCAAUAUUUUAGGAUUCGAGGAGACGCAGGAUGGCAUCAGGGACGCCGUGCCUGAACAGCAGGUGGGACAAACCCAAACCCAAAGCGGCCGUGCUGCAGGGGAUCGUAGGAAACGUCUCGGCACCCGCUAACGCGGGGACAGUCGUGAGUUCGAGGCCGGCCGGCGCACCCGGACCAGGGAGCGCGGCGGCGAGUCCUUCGUCUGGCGCCCCCUCACGGGGUGGAGCAGAGCUGGCUGCUGCCAUGGCUGCCAAAAUUAAUGCCAUGCUGAUGGCUAAAGGGAAGAUGAGACCGCUGCAGCCUCUACCCUCGAAGGCCCCUCCCGGUGUGACCCCGCCCUCCAGCGCCGAAGAGAUCGUCAUCACAGAGGUGGAUAUAAACGACGUUCCCGUCAACUGCAGGAAUCUUCUCACCAGGAGCAAAAUCCAGGAGGAGAUCCAUCAGUACAGUGGUGCGGCGGUGUCCACUAAAGGUCUCUACAUGAGCGAGAGUGAGAGAUCCACCUACUCAGGAGGAGAGAGACCCCUGUAUCUGUACGUCCAGGGACGCAGUCAGGACCAAGUGAACAAGGCAGUGACGCGGAUCAAGGAGCUCAUCGCCGAGGACGUGAUCCGCUCGUCCGGGGGGCGGCGGCCCGCCGUGAUGCCGACGGUGGCCGUCUACCCUCAGCCGCCGCGCCCGUCCGUUCCCUCUCGGCCGCACGCGUCCACGCCGCGACCCCCGAACGCCCCCGUAACGCCCGCGCACAGACCCCCUCCGCCUCACGCUGGGAGUUUUGUGCACACUAAGCUAUUUGUAGGAUUGGAGCAAUGCCUGCCGGGCUUCAGCGUGAACGAGAAGGUGGAGGGUCCGAGCGGCUCGUACCUGCAGCACAUCCAGACCGAGACCGGGGCGCGGGUCUUCCUCCGGGGGAAGGGAUCGGGCUACAUCGAGCAGGCCUCGCGCCGGGAGUCCUUCGAGCCGCUGUACCUCUACAUCAGCCACCCGAACGCUGCGGGACUGGAAUCAGCGAAGAAGCUGUGUGAGAGUCUCCUACAGACGGUAAAAGCUGAGCAUGAACGCACUGUGUCCACGUACACCGCCACGGGUUCUACACAAGUGUCGUACCCGGGUCACGGAUACUCCUCCGCCGGGGGCAGCUACAGCAGCCAGGCGUGGUACGGCUACCCCGGCACCUACCCCACAUACCCCACCACAGGAAGCUACUGGAGCCAACCCAGCACCGCAGAGGGCUCGCAGAUGGUCCAGUACCCAGUGUGUCCACGCCCGUCCACCUUCAUGCUGCAGGACGAAGAUGAGGACUCGGACGGUGCAGUGAACGACUCGGCCGCUUCUCCAAACUCCAACAGUCCAAAGAGACGCUUUAUAGAAGAGAGUGAAAAUGAUGGAGGGAAGGAAACGACAGAGCAGACUAAACCAGAAGAUCCGGUGACUGAGGCGGUGUGUAGUACCAGUGUUGAAGUCAGAAGCUCAGAUCGGGUGUUGAUGCCGCCUCCUGUAAAUCCUGUUGUGUCGCUCCCACCACCUCUGAAGAGACCCAGGGAAGAAGAACCUGCUCAAACACACACGGGUGAGGACGAGGAGCUGAAGAAGGUGAAGAUCUCAGAACCUUCAGCCCUGGUCCCAUACGGUGGAGACUCCUCUGAUGAGGAGGAAACGUGCAGUGUGAGGAGGAGCGUCACCCCAUAAUCACCCUGAUCUCUGCUCUAAUGUUCAUAAUUACCCCCCCACCACCACCCCCAGCAGGAGGACGCAUGUUCCUCACUCAUUUAGCUUCGUCCCCUGAGCUGAACUUUCUGGGUUUGAGAUGUUCUAACUGUUCCUAUGGAAUAAAAUCAUCAACUUAAAACGAA
This is a messenger RNA of Trichomycterus rosablanca, 1934 nucleotides long. RefSeq names its product KH homology domain-containing protein 4-like. The record is from RefSeq and is a predicted model, not a curated record. Lineage: Eukaryota; Metazoa; Chordata; Actinopteri; Siluriformes; Trichomycteridae. The transcript has 14 exons. Gene Ontology annotation, molecular function: RNA binding. Gene Ontology annotation, cellular component: nucleus. Bases 112 to 1770 code for a protein of 552 amino acids.